ACGGCAUUUAGAAAGCGGUAGAAACCACAAAUCCUCACCUUACCAGACUUUUGGAUUCAUGCUUCUUUCUUUUCCACCCUGUAGAUCUAUUGAGUCAACAAGCAAAACGCAAAUCAAUCAUUCAAACCCACCCACAAUUCUAUUCCAAAAAAAAUAUUUUCUUUUGUACGAUAAUCCCAGAAGAUAAUGCAAGAAUCUGCAGCUGAACCAGAACAAGAUGAUGCACAAGUAAAGCUCCAGCUCCUUUUCUAUUAUGGCAAACUCUAAGUUCAGUUUCCUCGUCGUCGUCAUUAUCUUUGUCUUCUACACUGCACUUUUAAGAUUUUCACAAGCUAAAUCACUUCCGCUAGCAGUGACACAGAUCAAGCAGCAAAAGCAAGACCAGGACAGAGAGCCAUUUGUGGGUUUUAACAUUGGGACAGACGUUUCCGAUAUCUUGUCAGCAACAGACCUUGUUUCAUUUCUGCAAGUUCAAAAGAUUACCCAUGUCCGAUUAUAUGAUGCAGACCCUGAUAUACUCAAAGCCUUGGCUAAAACCAAGAUACGUGUCAUAAUUAGCGUCCCCAAUAACCAGCUUAUUGCUAUUGGCUCCUCCAAUACCACAGCAGCCUCCUGGAUUGGUCGCAAUGUUGUUGCAUACUAUCCUGAAACUCUAAUCACUGCAAUUGCUGUUGGUGACGAGGUGUUGACGACUGUGCCCUCUUCAGCUCCUCUGCUUAUGCCUGCUAUAGAGUCACUUUAUAGUGCUUUAGUUGCUUCAAAUUUGCAUACCCAGAUUAAGAUUUCAACUCCACAUGCAGCUUCUAUAAUUCUUGAUCCAUUUCCACCAUCACAAUCGUUCUUUAAUCAGAGUUGGAGCUCAGUUAUGCUUCCUUUGCUUGAAUUUUUGUCAACAACUGGGUCUCCAUUGAUGAUGAAUCUUUACCCUUACUAUGUUUUUAUGCAAAACAAAGGAGUGGUGCCCCUUGAUAAUUCUUUGUUCAAGCCCUUGACACCAUCUAAAGAAAUGGUUGAUCCUAAUACUCUGUUGCAUUAUACUAAUGUGCUUGAUGCUAUGAUUGAUGCUGCAUAUUUUUCUAUGAAGAAUUUGAAUAUUACUGAUGUUGUGGUUCUUGUCACUGAAACUGGAUGGCCUUCAAAGGGUGAUUCAAAAGAGCCCUAUGCUACCAUUGACAAUGCAGACACCUACAAUUCUAAUCUGAUUAAGCAUGUUCUUGAUCAUAGUGGAACUCCUUUUCAUCCAGAAGUCACUUCCAGUGUGUAUAUAUAUGAAUUAUUCAAUGAGGACUUGAGGUCACCACCAGUAUCAGAAGCAAAUUGGGGAUUGUUCUAUGGGAAUUCCACACCAGUUUAUUUGCUUCAUGUUUAUGGAAGUGGGACUUUUUUGGCUAUUGAUACAACGAACCAAACAUAUUGCAUUGCAAUGGAUGGUGUUGAUUCAAGGACAUUGCAGGCAGCUUUGGAUUGGGCAUGUGGACCAGGAAGGGCUAACUGCAGCGAAAUACAGCCAGGGGAGGCUUGUUACCAGCCCAACAAUGUGAAGAACCAUGCUGCUUAUGCAUUUGAUAGCUAUUACCAAAAAGAAGGGAAGGCUCCUGGGUCUUGUGAUUUCAAGGGUGUGGCCAUGAUCACCACUACUGACCCAAGUCAUGGGAGCUGUAUAUUUCCCGGAAGUAAGAAAAUACGCAAUAAAACAAGAACAGUCACAAACACAACCAUAUCAAGCAGCGCAGCACAUGGUUUAAUUGCAUUCGAUAAGUGUUUAGGAGCUUUCUUGGCUGUUAUUUUAUCUAUUUUGCUACAGAUUCCUUUUGUAGACAAAUUUUGAAUUAUAUUGUUGUUGUUAUUAGUAUUGUUAAGCCUUCAAUUCAUUGAUUAUUAUUAAC
Manihot esculenta (cassava) is the source of this 1886-nucleotide messenger RNA. RefSeq names its product glucan endo-1,3-beta-glucosidase 1. Gene Ontology annotation, biological process: carbohydrate metabolic process. Gene Ontology annotation, molecular function: hydrolase activity, hydrolyzing O-glycosyl compounds. Bases 254 to 1828 code for a protein of 524 amino acids. NCBI's taxonomy places the organism in Eukaryota, Viridiplantae, Streptophyta, Magnoliopsida, Malpighiales, Euphorbiaceae. The transcript is spliced from 4 exons. The record is from RefSeq and is a predicted model, not a curated record. Gene Ontology annotation, cellular component: plasma membrane.